ACUUUUAUAGUUCCAAAACAAAUGCUACUUCGGUGUUGUUUAAAACUUGUUGCUAAUUAUUUUUUUAUAGUAAGUUGUGUUAAAAAACGAGUGUGAAGUUAAAAAUGUCUACACCAUCUAAACGCCCGUCGUCGCGUGCAUCAUCGGAAGCAUCGACUCCACGAAGAACGCGAUCCUCACAACAAGUUAUCGUUCCGGAGACUCCGCAGCGUUCAACCGGCACACCUUCGAAAGAUGGCACUCCAAGUACACCACGAGCAGCUCCCGGUCCAUCUCGGACACCCCGUACACCUCGUGAAGCUCCAGGAACAUCACCUGCUCGAGCUCUUGCAUCCAGUCCCAUAGGCACAGAUAUAGACAUGAGCUCUCCUCUUAAUUACGGCACUCCAAGUUCUCUAAGCACUCCUCGCUCGCUCAUGAGAGGCAUCAUGACCCCAGCACGACAGAGGGCUGACCUCCGAGGUCACCAUAUAGCUCCCAAUGUACCGGCACCCACACCUACACGGAGAGUGGAAGGUUCAGAGGAGGCUUCGAGUGAACCUCAGCUGGUCGUGUGGGGUACGGACGUGGCCAUCGCAGAAUGCAGGGAGAAAUUCAUCAAGUUCAUCCAGAGAUACGUGGAGCCAACUGCGGUCACCAACGAACCACUUUACGAACAAAAACUUGAGGAGAUUCACACAUUGGAAGAGCCGUUCUUAGAUGUGGACUGUGAACAUGUCAGAGUUUUCGAUUCCAAACUACACAGACAACUCGUCUCUUAUCCCCAGGAGGUUGUGCCGGCAUUCGACGCAGCAGUCAACGAGUUGUUCUUCGAGAAGUAUCCGGCGGCCGUGCUCGAGCACCAGAUCCAGGUCCGGCCGUACAACGCCCCGCCGCGACACAUGAGAGACCUCAAUCCGGAAGACAUAGACCAGCUGGUGACUAUAUCGGGCAUGGUGAUACGCACGUCCGGCAUCGUGCCGGAGAUGCGGGAGGCGUUCUUCAAGUGCGCGGUGUGCGGCGCCGCGGCCGGCGGGGAGCUGCAGCGCGGCCGCGUGCCCGAGCCCGCACACUGCGCGCACUGCAACACCGCGCACUGCUUCCAGCUCAUACACAACCGCUCGCACUUCAGCGACAAGCAGCUCGUCAAGCUGCAGGAGGCACCUGACGACAUGCCUGCCGGGCGCACCCCGGCCACGGUGAGCGUGGUGGCGCACGGCGCGCUGGUGGAGGCGGCGGGCGCGGGGCGUCGCGUGCGCGUGACGGGCGUGUUCCGCGCCGCGCCCGCCGCGCUGCACCCGCGCCGCGCCACGCUGCGCGCGCUGCACCGCACGCACCUCGACGCGCUGCACUACCGCACCGAGCACGAGAGCAGGCUGCACGACAUCGACGACGGCAAAGAGCAUCGCUUCCCGCCCGAACGCGUCGAGUUAUUCAAAACUCUGGCGUCGCAGCCGGAUUGCUACGAACGUCUGGCUCGGGCCAUUGCGCCUUCGGUGUAUGAAAAUUUGGAUAUCAAAAAAGGAGUGCUACUGCAGUUACUCGGAGGGACCAAAAAGAACUUUAAUGCCGCCGGUCGGACACAUUUUAGAGCUGAAAUCAACAUAUUGCUAUGCGGAGACCCUGGUACAUCCAAGUCUCAACUGCUUCGCUGGGUGUACACGUUGGUGCCGAGAGCUCAGUACACGUCUGGCCGAGGCUCCUCUGCGGUCGGACUCACUGCUUACGUCACCAAGGACCCUGAUACCAGGCAACUUGUAUUGCAAACCGGUGCUUUGGUUCUAGCGGACAACGGUAUAUGCUGUAUUGAUGAGUUCGACAAAAUGAACGAUUCCACACGGAGCGUCCUCCACGAGGUGAUGGAGCAACAGACACUGUCAAUAGCCAAAGCCGGUAUCAUAUGUCAACUGAACGCUCGCACCUCGAUCCUGGCGGCCGCCAACCCCGCCGAGUCGCAGUGGAACAAGAACAAAACGAUCGUUGAAAAUGUUCAACUACCGCACACGCUCAUGUCCAGGUUCGACUUAAUAUUCCUCGUGCUGGAUCCACAAGACGAAGUGUUCGACAGACGUUUGGCCUCGCACCUGGUAUCCCUGUACUAUAAAGAUCCGAACGAUCCUCAAGAUGACGAGGAUGCUAUUGAUAUAAGUCUGAUGCGGGACUACAUAGCCUUCGCGAAGGAGCACGUGCAGCCCACGCUCAGCGAGACGGCGCAGCAGCGGCUCAUAGACGCCUACGUCGACAUGAGGCGCGUGGGCAGCGGCCGAGGUCAGAUAUCGGCGUAUCCAAGGCAGCUCGAAUCUCUCAUCAGGUUAGCGGAAGCGCACGCCAGGGUUCGACUUUCUUCCGUUGUUGAACUGAUAGACGUGGACGAAGCGGCCAGACUUCACCGCGAGGCUCUGAAGCAGUCGGCCACGGACCCGGCCUCCGGGCGCAUCGACGUGGGCAUCCUGACGUGCGGGCUGGGCGCGGCGGCUCGCAAGCGCCGGGCGGACCUGCGCGCCGCGCUCGCCGCACUCAUCCAGCCGCUGCACAAGCCGCUCACCCUCACCCACGCCAAGCUCCUGCACGACAUCAACGCCGCCUCGCAAAUAACUGUAACAAGAGAGCAGUUAGACGAAGCACUGAGGGACCUACAAGACGAAGGGAAAGUUGUAGUCGUAAGCCAUACUCACAUCAGAUUAUGUUGAAUUCAAUUAAUUUGUACAAUGUUAUUGCGUAUUUUUAAUAUUUUUGAUAAUAAAUGAUCUUAUUUC
Bombyx mandarina (wild silkworm) is the source of this 2735-nucleotide messenger RNA. RefSeq names its product disc proliferation abnormal (gene dpa). The record is from RefSeq and is a predicted model, not a curated record. Lineage: Eukaryota; Metazoa; Arthropoda; Insecta; Lepidoptera; Bombycidae. Gene Ontology annotation, cellular component: MCM complex; nucleus. Gene Ontology annotation, molecular function: single-stranded DNA helicase activity; single-stranded DNA binding; ATP binding. Gene Ontology annotation, biological process: mitotic DNA replication initiation; DNA strand elongation involved in DNA replication; DNA replication.